AUGGACCGAUCAACAAGCAGAAUCUGGCAGUUGGGUGAACUCUUAUGGAGCCUUUCUGGUCGGCUGGAUGGCAGUGCCCAGCAGGCUGAGUGGCCGUUCCUACGCGACAUCCUGUUGUGGCUCUAUGAGAAGUUCCCCACCCGCAGAGCUCAGCUUCGAGGUGUCAUUGGCAGGCAGAGGGAGCGGCAUGGGGGAGGGAAGCCCCUAAAGUCUGCUGGCCGCUUUGUGCACAAGUCAGCGCCCUUGGCACCACUACUGCAGGUCUUGGGGCCAAUCAUUAGAGGCUUCCAGACGCCCUUGGGGGAGGCACAAAGACGACUCCUCACCGACACCCUCUUACCACUGCACAAGCCCAACGAUUGGCUUCUCUGGGACAGGCAAACGCCCCUGAUCUCCAUGUAUCACAAGGAGCUGGUGCACUGCAUGCUGUUGGUUUUAGAGAAGGAACCCAGGCUCAGUGGCAGGUCGGUGGAGGCUCUUUGUGGCUAUCUUCCACAGUCUCACGAGUCGAAUACUCCCAAAGAGGUCCUGGUGAUUCACGAGCUGGCUGAAAUCAUGAAGGUCAUGCAGCCGGAAGACCUCAAGGGUUGCAUGCAGGGGAGCCAAGAACGAGUGGACAAUGCACAUCAAAGGCACAUGGUCCGUCUCUUCACCUCCCAGAAUGCCCAGACCUUACAGUCGGUGCUGCAGCUCUGGAAGGACGGAGAAGACCUGGUGGAAGGAUGUUGA
Molecule: messenger RNA, 729 nt
Organism: Durusdinium trenchii
Lineage: Eukaryota; Dinophyceae; Suessiales; Symbiodiniaceae
Source: the annotation of a GenBank genome assembly